AUGGAUAAACAGAGGGAGCCCAAAGCACCGCUGGCAUUUCCCUCUCCUGGUCUCACAGGUGCACAGAAGAUAAUCUCGUUUGGGUCCUGUCAAGAGCGGAAAACAUUCCCUCUCCACCAUGCCCCUGACAGGUUGGGGAUCCAGCUAGGAGCCAUCAAGGGAAACCCCCUCCUUGGGCCAGGCUGUUACGAGAGUCAAGAGAAAAGCAGCCUCAGAUACUCGUGGGGAAAAAAAACACUGAGCACGAAAGGCUACGUGAUAGGAGCAAGAACAGCCCAGCGAUUCAUAUCAGAGCCACAGACUGUGACUCCCGGCCCAGGAACGUACCAGUCAUUCUGGAAUAAAGACCAAAAAUGCCAGCCUGCCUAUGCUCCAUUUUCCACUAAGACAUCACGAUUUCCAGAUAAGCCUUCAGAUAAAGAAUUUUUCCCUGGACCUGGAACUUAUGACACAGACAAGCAGUUACACAAGAAGAUCACUUGGCCGAUGAAGUUUGGGUCUCCAGACUGGUCUUUAGUGCCAAUGCCAGCAAAGAGGAUGCUAAAAACAGAGGUACAGAAGCUGAUGGUGGACAGAGAAUUCAUCAAGCAUCGGAACCGUGUGGCCUACCUGAGUUUGUAUGAGAGCUGAGCUGAGGAGCAGCCACGGUACAUCCAGCAGGGCCCUCAGCCCGCUCAGCUCCCAACCUGCUGGUGGAGAUCUUCACCUGCACUCUCCUGCCUCCCCAAUAAAACCUGCUCGAAAAGAGGCAUUUCUUGUUGUUAACUGUGCUUACUUGGUGUGGUGCCUGGUCUCUCCUGCCCCUGAGGGUGUUUGGUACCGCUGGUGCUGGUGCUCAGCAUCCUUUGGCCCCGCUUCCCUCAGCCUUUGGCCCAGGCGGGGCAGCCGCCAUCUUCUGCAGGUCGCAGUGGAGACACCUAACAUGGCCUCCCCUGCCACAAGGGGCUUUUACCCCCCAAACCCAGCCCUUGCU
Messenger RNA from Anas platyrhynchos (mallard), 973 nucleotides. NCBI's taxonomy places the organism in Eukaryota, Metazoa, Chordata, Aves, Anseriformes, Anatidae. The record is from RefSeq and is a predicted model, not a curated record.